AUGUCUAGACCCGAACCUUCAGAACCUACCUCGACGGGUUCUCCGCUCUUCGGCCGCUCGUCCUCGCAGGGAGCUACUUCCAACCAUGGCUUCCGCUCUAGGCGCCCUCAGGAGCUGGACGGUGCCACAUCGAUGUUGAGAGCUACUUCAAGAGACGAGAAAGAUGGCGAAAGAUCAUCAUUCGGCUCACCCAGUCGAGAGAUCCCUUUCGCCCACAUGCGUGUGCAUUUCGAGGACUUCGCCAAACAACUUCGCCUGCAUCGACACCAUGAGUAUCGGAAGCGGAUGCUCUACCACCAACGAGACCGUCUGCGGAAUGCUAUCGCUCUCUCGGGUCGUUUACAGCGCGUGGGCUCCUGGGUGCAUGACGGACUGGUUCAAAUCUCCCAGCAGUUGGAUCCAAGUGGCUUUACCAGGGUCCAUCAACACAUGCAAGAUCUGGUCACCCUUUGUCAUACUCAGUGGAGCUAUGAGAUCCACGCUUUUGACUCGACCUCUACCGUGACCUCCAAAACGGCAAAGAAGGAUUCUUUUUUUGCGAGGUUAUCACCUAACAUCCAGGAAGACUGUCUCGAACUCAUACAAACCUUGCGCAGCAAUCCCCGUUUUCUUGUCGAGAGGCUCAAGGUAAUGAGCCCUGAACAGAUCAAGGGUCUCUCCACCUCACCCAAAUUCAAAAAGCUCCCAGAGUCGGUUCUCGUAUCACUAUCGCAAAACCGCGGUCGCGAAUCGCAGCGCAGGCGGCCUAGAACUAAUUUCAAGGAGUUUGAGGACGAUACACAGUUGAUACGGAGUAAGGCCUAUUCCAAGGAGCUUGAAGACUACGCAUCGUCUUUUGAACGGUCGAAUCCACUAUCGUUUCUGGUCCACAACAUUUAUGGCUCUACCCAGGAUAUUCUCAACAACGAAAGCCAACUACGACUUUAUACGUGGUCGACAAUUUGCGCGAGUUUAAUGCUGGAAUCUGGAUCGACGUACGACGCGAUUAUUGGCGAAGUCUUGUCCGCAUUUGCACACAUGUACGAAUGGCAGAUCAAGGACCGCCUGGAAAUAUUCCUGAUGGGUAGUUUACAGCGAGGGGCGUUCUUAUACAAUUCUCUGGACAGCGCGGCUGCGGCUGCGAGGACGGAUUUCGGGACCUUCGAUCCAUCAAACACUCCCCAAGCACAAGCUUUCUUUGAUGCAGAGGUCAAAGAGCUUUUCCAGAUCUUGUGUUGUGACGGAGGUAUACCCACGGGCGCGCUGUGCUUGGGUCGGGCGAUUAUAGGGAAACUUCCCACGGUGGAGAGCCAGAGCACUUUUCGGGGUCAAUUCUUUUUCAGAUGGUUCUUGCAAGAUUUCCUGCGCAUUGCCAUCUCUUUCCCAGAGGAUGAAAAAAUGCUCCUUCAAUUCCACAUCAAUAGCCGGGCUCGGUUGCAUCUCCUGCACAAGCUGUGGGAUCGCGCAGUUGCCCGUGCCUCCGAGACUUUCAGCUCAAUGACCGCACAACAUGUCGAUCCAGAUAUUCAAAACUGUGUAAACGGUAUUGUCAGCCGAAUCUCCGCGGACACCCACUGCUCCAAUCCGUAUCCGGCGAAAACUCCCUCGAAAACCAUUGUCGAACCCACUGGCUCAUCUUACAUAUCAAUUUGCGCUGCAGACAUUGCUCACCUGCUGGAGAGACUGAGACCGCAGAUCCUCCACUCCUCAAGUCCUUUCGGCCCGUUCUUGAGCUCUUCACAAACGACGUUCAAUAUGCAAUAUUCUCGGUCCAGUCCCAAAUUUGAACGGCUGUGCAGACGUAUCCUGGAUGUCAUCGAGCCUGGCCAUUCGUCAAAGAACGUGCACCCGCGCUCAGAAGACUGGGCGUUGCUUUUGGUCUCGGAGACAGGGAAAAUAUCGACUGCACCGACCGAAUUACCGAUGGAGAAAUCAGCCAUUAUAGAAGGUCUGGGUGAACUCGAUGAAGCGGAAGGCGCCGCGCUUCUCCUGGCAGACCGACCGACGAUCCUGCACAACCGACAGUUCGCAGAUCAGAUACCAGUCAAAGGAGCGAACAACCUCAGCCUGGCCCAAAUGUUUGCCGCUCAAGCUAAUAUGUCUCACAUAAAAACCGACAGCAUCACCUCCAUGUACUGGCACGAUGCGCUCAAAUGCUUGCGGACCUGUUACCCACUGACAGUCUUGACGGGCGAUGAUACAAAGGUGCUUGGACCAUUGACGAACAAACUAAUGGGAUGUCGACAGGAGCUCGAAAAUCAAUGUCUGGAGGUGGAGCAGGAAGUGGCAGGACUCGCAGCAUCCUAUACUAUUGCAAGAGAAGAUCUAACCAAGGCGUCAGGAUGGCUUGAUAAACUUCGAAUCAAAUUGUGGUACGAGAGCAACGUGCUGACCGCAAACAUCUACGACAAUGCCAGGAAUAUCACGGUUGCGCUGAACAACAUGGCCCUGCCGCCCCUACAAAGAUUUGCGCUUGCUCAGGAACCAACUGUCUUAUUGGAGCCAAGCCGACCGGGCACUUCUGCGACGUCGACCUCAUCAAUCUUUGAUCGGCCAAGAAUUGACACCAUGACGAUCCUGAAAGCGCCCGUGGAAUUCGGCGGGCCCAGGAAGCUAUCAGAUCCACAGAUUGAGAAGACCAAAAAGUGGCUUGAGCGGAAUCACGUGGAAAAUUUCUGUCGAGGCGAAGAGAGAAUCCAUCGAUUCUGCAUGGAGGUCAAGCUGGUCACCAGGAAAUUGGUGGGAGAGACCUUGGCUGACAGUCCCGUCCUUUGGUCCAGCGAACUCUUCGCGAGGGAAAAAUCUCUGUUUGACAUCCACGCCGUUUAUGGAGGAUUUCCGAGCACCAGGCCCCCAAGUGUGAUGAGUGAGCCGCUUUCAUCCACUUCUUUCCCAAUACGCGCAACGUUCUUGAGCUCAAGGUCAUCGAUCUAUGGCGGUUCGAGUAGACUAGGAAAAGACGGCUUGGGUAGUGACAUGGCCUCAUUCAUUAGCUCACCGGGACGAGCAACCACUUCCACCACUCUAGAAAGCAGCAUCUGGUCACCCGCUCAAUCGAACUCCAGGUCAGUCACCUCAGCUUCUGUACAGUCCAGGCCAUCAUCGACGUUUGAAGACGUCGCAUUGAACCGACCCCUCGACCGUGGUCACGAAAAGGCCAACUUUUUGGAGAGCUUGCGACAAGACCUGACCUCGCUGUUACUCUCGGAUCUUGGGUGCCCAGUGUGGAGCUGUGGAAGUGAAAGCGAUACAUGGAUGAAUGCAGCGUGGCAAACCCCGGGAAUUCUCGACCGAUUACAGCAGCGUACCGUUCUGGCUCAGCUGCUCCCUUCUCAGUCCAAAACUGGAGGCUCCACGAAGACCUCCCGCUCAGAAAGCACGAGGCAAAAGAAAGGGCGAAGUCAGAGCGCAGCGCCGCUGCCGCGCUUGCCGGCCAACUACCACCUAACCACUACCCCGGGAUCACUGGAAAAACUACUUAGUAAUGCCAAUGGGGAGUCUCAUACAGGGAGCUUCCCAUAUAUGACAGCAUUCGACGAUGUUCUCGGUCGAGUGAGGGAUCACACAGAUCCCAUUUUGAAACUUAAGGCUAUUCGCGAUUUCCGAACCUUGUCACAAGCUUUUCAACGAAGUCUCCAAGAAGCCAUCCACAAGGCUGACUCUGCGGGGCAAGCCAUUGAUUCUCAAGAUCCGGCACGAAGGCGCAGCCUUGACCCGAAGGUCCUGUCAUCAAACAUGAAGCGCCAACAGCGCCAGAGUCGGAUUCGGACGCCCGGUGUGGCUGAGACCUCUUCUGGAGAGAACGCCACGGUCGAGUUCCUAAAAGACCUCCUCUUCGUCCUCCGGCCGAAGACGAUUUUUCGGGAUCUGCAGUACAUUGCCGCAUUCGUGUCGUCAGAGACACUGGACGAUACGGAGCUGGGUCCUGCAUUUCUCCACGUGGGACUGGCAGCGUUGGCAUGGAAAGACGAAGUAUGUCGUAGCAUGGUCGACGUCGCAGAUCGAAUUGUUGCCAAAGACGCCAUCAAAAGAAACGUAUCCAGUGGCUCUCGCCGGGAGCCGUCGGUGCUCAAAGCAAUGGAGUACUGGCUUAUCGGCGCUCAAGAGGGCAACGCCAUUGCACAACGGGAGUUGGCAAGCCUAUAUCUCACCCAUCCAGAUGUGCCUCCGAUCGUUAGUCUCCCGCUCGCAUUGUCGUCGGAAAUUUUCAAGAGCGAAAUGAGGUGGAAAGAGGAGGCGGAAGAAGAAGAAGGGUGGCGUCGCAAUAGCCAGGCGCUAUGCCUCGCCCUGCACUGGAUGCAGGAGGCUGCCAAAAACGGAGAUACCGUGGCUCAGACCAAACUGGAGGAGCGCGAGGCAGGCCGUUCAAUUCGAUGA
Fonsecaea erecta is the source of this 4356-nucleotide messenger RNA. RefSeq lists its product as hypothetical. Gene Ontology annotation, molecular function: protein binding. NCBI's taxonomy places the organism in Eukaryota, Fungi, Ascomycota, Eurotiomycetes, Chaetothyriales, Herpotrichiellaceae. The record is from RefSeq and is a predicted model, not a curated record. The transcript is spliced from 3 exons. The coding region runs from base 1 to 4356 and encodes 1451 amino acids.